AAACGUUUCGUCAUCCGCGCGUCAUCUCGAAAUCCAAACAACAAACACCAAAGCAAGCAAGCAACAAGCCAGCCAGUGAACCAACAACAGCGAUGAAGCAGUGGCGAGCGUGUGUUGUGGGAGGGUGUGGCUACCUUGGCCAGCGGUUGGUGGCACGGCUGGUGGCGCAGGGCCAUGGCGUGGUCGUUGCGGACAUUGCUGCGCCACCCGCGGAUGCCGACCCGGCCGUCACGUACGUCAAGACGGACAUCCGCAAGUAUGACGACGUCGCAGCCGCGUUUCAAGGCUGCGAUGUGGUGUUUCACACGGCAUCCAUCGUGGACAUGUCUCCUGCACCCACGGAUAUGGUGGCGGAGAUCAACGUUGACGGCACCACCAACAUCAUCAAGGCUGCACAGGCGUCACCCACCGUCCUUGCUCUCGUUUACACCUCAUCCAUGGACGUCUGUGUGACGGGAGAGCCCAUUCGCAACGGCAACGAAGACCUGCCAUACCCAACAACCUUCCUCAACGCGUACAUUGAGACCAAAGGAGAAGCAGAGCGCCGCGUGCUGCGCGCUGACGGCCAGGCCCUUCGCACGUGUGCGCUGCGGUCUGCGCACAUCUACGGGCCAGGUGAUAUGAUGAUCACAGAGAUCACGCACCGCGUGGCACGCGGGCAGGUGCCUGCACGCUUUGGCAGCGGCAUCAACGACUACAUCUUCGUGGAGAACUGCGUCACCGCCCAUAUCGACUGCAUGACCGCCCUCUGCGGCGGCGCCAUCAGCAACCAAGUUCGCGGGCGCCCGUUCUUCAUCAACGACUUCCAGGCACCCAUGUGGGAGCACAUGCAGCCGAUGCUGGAGACCGUGGGGCUGAAGCCACCGUCGCUUUCUGUUCCGUUUGCGCUUGUGUACUUCCUCGCGACAAUCAACGAAUUCCUCUGCCGCGUCUUCUACGCCAUCACGCACAUCUCUGUCCAUCCAAAUCUCACACGUUACAUCAUGGCCGCCGUCGCAAUCGACCUCUACUUCGACGCUUCCAGGGCUCGGCAAGUGUUCUGGCACACAGCGCCCAUCCCACGUAGCACGGCCAUGAAACUCACGUGCGAGUGGGCACGCACGCUGACAGACGCACCAUACAACACCGAGUAUGCUCGCCGCCCACAGCUGCAGCGAAUGCACGCCUUUCAUUUCUUCUACGGCGCCCUGCUCUCCCUCGUGGGCACGCUCGCCUUUCUUGACCCGCAGCGCUUCUCACACUACUUUGGGGUGCCGUGCUCAGCGCUACCCAGCAGCGGCGCAUUCAUUGCACAGACAGCCGGCCUCAUCAUCGCCGUUCUCGGAAGCUACAGCCUGUGCGCUGCUGUGCUGAAGUGGCCGAUGGUUUACUUCCAGGUCACAUGGGCGCCCAAGCUCGUGACAGCGUUCUUCUUUGCCGUGCUGGUGCUGCUUGGACGGCUGCCGGCGCCGUUUUGGCUGUUUGUGUUUGUGGAGACGUGGAUUGGGCUGAUUACGCUCGUGCUCUCGCGGCCCCACGUCCGUCUUUCCUACUUCUUCAACGGCCUCACCCUCACACAGGGGUUCCAUGCCCUAGCGUCUGGCAUCUUUGCGAUGAUCAUGACUGUGUGCCCGCUGUUGGCCCUCCCAAACGUCAUCGCCAUGGACGCAAGCGCAGACAAGGAUGACUUCAACGCUGCGGUUGCAUGGGGCCACGUGAUGGGGGCGGCCGAGUUCAUGAUGACCUGGACAUACAGCGCAUCCGCGUUUGUUGAUGGCAUGCAGCGGUUUGCGUGGCUGUCUGUGGCCUCCCGCCUGAGCGCAGUCGUCGUGCUCUGGGUUGCAUUCGCCCUUGGACACACCUCUCUUCAGCAGGCUGUUGGCGCAUCACCUGAUGGGAUCCUCGCCAUCCUCUCACUGCUCGUGUUGCGCAACCAACAGCCACCAACAUACUCCCCUCGCAAGUGACUU
This is a messenger RNA of Salpingoeca rosetta, 1949 nucleotides long. RefSeq lists its product as uncharacterized. Gene Ontology annotation, biological process: steroid biosynthetic process. Lineage: Eukaryota; Choanoflagellata; Craspedida; Salpingoecidae. The transcript is spliced from 17 exons. Bases 93 to 1946 code for a protein of 617 amino acids. The record is from RefSeq and is a predicted model, not a curated record. Gene Ontology annotation, molecular function: 3-beta-hydroxy-Delta5-steroid dehydrogenase (NAD+) activity.